Messenger RNA from Sinocyclocheilus rhinocerous, 712 nucleotides. RefSeq names its product GTPase IMAP family member 7-like. The annotation marks the transcript as partial. The transcript is spliced from 2 exons. Lineage: Eukaryota; Metazoa; Chordata; Actinopteri; Cypriniformes; Cyprinidae. Gene Ontology annotation, molecular function: GTP binding. The record is from RefSeq and is a predicted model, not a curated record.
AUGGCACAAAACAACCAAACAGAUCACCUCCGGAUUUUGCUGCUGGGUAAAACUGGAUCAGGAAAGAGUUCAGCUGGAAACACUAUACUGGGAAGAAGGGCUUUUGGGGUGGCAUUUUCCGCUGCGUCUGCAACCAGCAAAAGUAAUUCACAUGAUGUGACACUGGGUGGCCAGAAAAUCACUGUGAUUGACACACCGGGACUCUAUGACACAUCAAUGAAAAUAGAACAGCUUAAACACGAAAUAGAGAAAUUAUUCAAUCAUUCUGGUGACGGGAUUCAUGCAAUUCUGUUGGUGAUCAAACUGGGAGCUAAAUUCACAGAGGAAGAAAGGAAUACUGUGCAGUGGAUCAAGGAAAACUUUGGUGAAGAUGUUUCAAAAAACACCAUUGUGUUAUUUACAAAUGGAGAUGAAUUAGAGCAUAGUGGCAUGACAAUUGAAGACUAUAUAAAUGAAGGGGGAAAGCUGAGGGGUUUAGUUGAGCAGUGCAAUGGAAGAUAUCAGGUUUUUAAUAACAGAGCUGAAGAUCAGACACAGGUCACUGAGCUUCUGAGAAAGAUUAGGGAAAUGAUACAGGAGAAUAACAAUAACCUUUACACUAAAGAGAAAUAUCAGGAAUUUCAAAGGAAAUUGAAGAUAGCAAAGUUUGCAGGAGUUCUUACAGCAGGGGUAAUUGGAGCAGGAGCUGCAGGAGGAACAGCUGCAGUAGCAG